CCAAGUUUCAGUUCAAGAAGUGGUAAACACACCUUAAAAACGGGAACUUAGGACUAUUCUCCAGUUACAUCUGUGUCUUGUUUGCAAAGCUCUCAUGGAAACAUUUGAGGAGGUUUUACAAUGAGCCACCCUGAGGAGAGAGAAGAGGCCUGCAGGUUCUCAAAUGAUGAUUGAGGAAAAUGACAAUGACAAUGAGCUCAAAGCUCCCAGGUCUGAGCAGGAAAACCAGAGAUCUACGGAUUUUCCUCUGGGUUUCCAAAGGACUCAGGGGAACAGCCCUUCACCAAGCUGUUUAUCCAUAAAAAGUGGGAAAUCCAUGGAUUACCCUGUUAAAUUCAAAAAAAAUGAGAAGAACAGAAGAAGGUUUUCCAUGCCAAUAACUUUGUCCUUGCAAAGUGAUGAAUCUGAAAAUGUUCCUGUUGGUUCUAAACAACGUUCAUUGUCAGAGAGGGACCAGCAAACAUCAGAGGGAUCCACCAUUCAAACAAACCUGGACACAAUAUUUAUGACCCUUGAAAAGGACACUAUUAAGUUUGUGAAGAAUGAGCUAAAGAAGAUUCAGGGGAUUUUGGACAGAGGGCGAUUACAAAACCAAGAAGAAGAGAUGCUAUAUGAGCAGGAGAAGAAGAGAAGCAAACAAGCUAUUCUGAACAUCUCUCUGCAUUUUCUGAGGACAAUGAAUCAUGGGGAGCUUGUUGAUGAACUACUAAACGGUGACUUCAUCAUGAGCCAGUAUGAGGACAGUGACGAGACGCAGCUGUCCUCAAAUGAUAGACUGUCUGAAGAACAUGACAAUAAGACUGGAUCUGGGAGACCUGAACCUGACACACCUUAUAAUCCUUCCCCAAGCUGUGUGUCCAUGAAAAGUGACAAAUCUAAGGAUUACCCACUGAAGUUCAAACAAUCUGAACCUGACACACCUUAUAAUCCUUCCCCAAGCUGUGUGUCCAUGAAAAGUGACAAAUCUAAGGAUUACCCACUGAAGUUCAAACAAUCUGAACCUGACACACCUUAUAAUCCUUCCCCAAGCUGUGUGUCCAUGAAAAGUGACAAAUCUAAGGAUUACCCACUGAAGUUCAAACAAUCUGAACCUGACACACCUUAUAAUCCUUCCCCAAGCUGUGUGUCCAUGAAAAGUGACAAAUCUAAGGAUUACCCACUGAAGUUCAAACAGGCUUUGGUGAAAACAAGAAGUUGUCCUGUAGAUUAUCUUACUGAUGUCAAACAGGAUUAUCACUAUCAAGUUCACAAGAGGCCAAAUCUGGACUCAGUAUUUCAGAUUCUUGAGGAAAACAUUGUUACUUUUGUGAGGACUGAACUAAGGAAUCUUUAUCGGCUGUUAAAUCCAGAACACUUUCAAACCUCCAAUGAGAAAAAUCAGAUGGUUAAUUGUGACAAUGAAGAGAAAUGGGGCAUCAAAGAAGCUUUUGUCAACUUAACGCUGGAGUUUUUGAGGGGAAUGAAGCAACAGACGACUGCUGAGUUGCUACACAACAAAUGCCUUGUGGCCAAGAGUCACUGCAAACUCAAAUCUAAUCUAAGGAGGAAGUUGGCGUAUGUAUCUGAAGGAAUCGCCAAAGAAAGAAAUCCAACUCUUCUAAAUAAGAUCUACACCGAGCUCUACAUCACUGAGGGAAAGCCUUCAGAAGUCAACUGUAAACAUGAAAUUAAACUGAUUGAAAGAGCUCACUCAAAGCCAGAAAAAACAGAAAAAACAAUCACUUGUGAAGGCAUGUUUAAGCCCAUUACUGGAAGUGAUAAACCAAUCAGAACAGUGAUGACAGAGGGAGUGGCUGGCAUCGGGAAAACAGUCUUGACACAGAAGUUUGCACUGGACUGGGCAGAAAGCAAAAUUUACCAGCACAUACAGUUUAUGUUUUUGAUUCAUUUUAGGGAUCUGAACAUCAUGAAGAUGAAAAAAAUAAGUUUGGUUGAACUUAUUCAUCUCUUCUUUCCUGAAACCAAAGAAGCAGAAAUCUGCAACUUUGAAAAGUUUCAGGUUUUAUUCAUCUUUGAUGGUUUGGAUGAGUGUCGACUUCCUUUGAACUUGAAGACUAAUGACAAUCUGACAGAUGCUACACAACACACAUCUCUAGAUGUGAUACUAACAAACCUUAUCAAGGGGAGGUUACUUCCCUCAGCUCGCAUCUGGAUCACAACUCGACCUGCAGCAGCCCAUCAGAUCCCUCCUGAGUUUGUUGACCUGGUGACUGAAGUCAGAGGAUUCAAUGAUCCUCAGAAGGAGGAGUACUUCAGAAAGAGAUUCACAGAGGAAGAGGAAAGCAGAAGGAUAAUUUCUCAUCUCAAGACAUCAAGAAGUCUCCACAUUAUGUGCCACAUCCCUGUCUUCUGCUGGAUCUCAGCAACAGUUCUGGAAGAUGCCUUUAAAACGAAAACCAAAGGAGAGCUGCCCACCUCCCUAACAGAGAUGUAUGUCUACUUCCUGGUGGUUCUGUCCAAAGUGAAAAAUGUGAAGUAUGAUGAAGUAGCUGAAAAUAAUCCCCUAUGGACUCCAGAGACCAGGGAUAUGAUUCAGUCAUUGGGGAAGCUGGCCUUUGAGCAGUUAAUGAAAGGCAACCUGUUCUUCUAUGAAUCUGACCUGAUGGAGUGUGGCAUCGAUGUCAGCAUAGCAUCAGUCUAUUCAGGGGUGUUCACAGAGAUUUUCAAAGAGGAGAGGGGGCUAUUUCAAGAUAAAGUGUUUUGUUUUGUCCAUCUGAGCAUUCAGGAGUUUCUAGCCGCUCUCCAUGUCUAUCUGACAUUCACCAACACUGGAGUCAAUCUGCUGUCAGAAGAGAAAUCUACAAACAACCAGUCCCAAAUGUCCAGAGAGACAUUUGAGCUCUUCUACCAGAGUGCUAUAGACAAAGCUUUAAAGACCCCAAAGGGACAUCUGAAUCUGUUUCUUCGCUUCCUGUUGGGUCUUUCUCUAGAAACCAGUCAAACACUUCUCAGAGGUCUUGUAAUAGACACAGCAACAGGAAGCAGUUCCAAUCAAAAUACCAUUCAGUACAUCAAGAAGAAGAUUGCAGAAAUCAUGUGUCUGUCUAAGAAAGCUAAUUUAUUUCAGUGCCUGAACGAGCUGAAGGACUAUUGUCUUGCAGACGAGAUUCAACAAACUCUGAGAUCAUCAAAACUGAAAACAGAUAAUCUUUCUCCUGCUCAGUUGACAAUUCUAGUCAACAUCAUGUUGUCUUCGGAGGAGAAUCUGGAACUGUUUGACCUGAAGAAAUAUCCAGUUUCACAGAAUGUUCAGUUGGCUCUUUUGCCACUGUUCAUACAUUCUACCAAAGCUGUGCUCAGCUACCUUGCUCUGACAGAGAUGACCUACCAUGCUCUGGUCUCAGGCCUCCAGUCUCCAUGUGGCACGCUGAAGGACUUGGACCUCAGUAACAAUGACCUGCAGGAUUCAGGCCUGAAGUUGCUGUGUGAAGCACUUUGCAAUUCAAAUUGCAAACUGGAAACUCUGAGGUUGUCAGGCUGUCUAAUCACCAACGAGGGCUGUGCAGUUCUGGCAUCAGCUCUGAAGUCCAACCCCUCUCACCUCACAGAGUUAGAUCUCAGCUACAAUCAUCCAGAAGAAUCUGGAGUGAAACUCCUUUCUGCAGGACUGAAAGACCCAAACUGGGCAUUGCAGACUCUGAUAACGGAGCCAUUUGGAGCACAGUUUUUAAACCCUGGUCUGAACAAAUAUGCCUGUGAAAUCGCAAUGGAUCCUAGCAGUGCUCACAGAAACCUCCAACUCUCUGACAACAACAGAAAAGUGACAGUGGGAGGAAAGAAGCAGCCACAUCCUGAUGAUCCAGAGAGGUUUGACGUUUGGGAACAGCUGCUGUGUAAAGAUGGUCUUACUGGUCGCUGUUACUGGGAGGUUGAGUGGAGAGGAAGAGUUUCCAUCGGAGUGACGUAUAAAGGAGAAAGUGAUGACUGUGGUGUUGGCAUGAACAAGCCGUCCUGGACUUUGUUGUGCUCUGAUGAUGGUCUAUCGGUCCAACACGGAAACAAAAUAACACCCAUCCAUGGAGACCCUUCAAACAGACUGGGAGUUUAUCUGGACUGGCCUGGGGGGAUUGUGUCCUUUUUUGGGGUUUCUUUGGAUAAAAGUACCUACCUUCACUCCUUUACUACUAAAUUCACAGAGCCAGUUUAUCCUGCUUUUGGGAUUUCCACUGAUUCAUCUCUGUCUUUGUGUUAGAUGUAGUACUACAGUAAGAACAAUUGAGGUAAUCAGAAGAUAUAAUCCUUAAGUAAAUUGCAAACAUCUUCAUGUCUAUCUUAAUCCAAAUUCUACUUUGGAUGUACAUGCAGUAUGUACGCCACACAAAGUAUUGAAUCAUUUUCUUUCUUGAUAAUUGAAUCUGUUGAUUCCUAUUAAGCAUUUGACAGGUUAAUUAUUUACUUAAUGGUAAAUGUUAAUGAACCAAAACUAUGCUGAUUACAGAUGAUGGAUGAGUCACUACUUAUUAUUAUUAUUAUCAGUUUGUAUUCAGGGCCUCCUUCUACUUGCGUCAGUGUCCUGCUGUGAUUAAAGAGGAAAGACUGCUGGGCUGAUUGUUUGCUUUUGAAGGAAUGAGGAGUGGAACAACUUUUCUACCACAAAAUAACAUUUAUAUUUGAAAUUUGUUGGAAGUCAACCAGGAGAAUAUUUCUGUUGUUGUUAUAUCUUUUUUGUAUUCUGAUAAUAAACUAUUUUUAGAAUUUACUGAUGAUAAACUAUUACAAAACAUUUAAUUCUAGUAAACCUGUAUUGUUUCGUACAAAUUUACAGCAACCAAUCAAUCAAUGCAUCAGUAGCCUUUCAAGUUAUAACUGUGUGUAUUAUGCAGCAUUGCGCUUACAAUUAAAUUGGGUUUUGGUUUUUAACCUGCUGUUAUGCAAACAGCAGUGUUUUUGGAAAAGACAAUAUCUUCCACAGGUUUAAUUUAAGUAAGCUUGUUAAUAUGAUACUAUCAUAAGCAUCAUGAUGCGAGUUUUCUCUGACAUGCUGUGUAAUUUGUGGGUUUAUUUUUGAAGUUUACUUUGCUAAGCGACUUUCAUUUUUGCACAUAUUUUGGUUAUUUGGAGUUAAUAUGUAACUUUCAUUCAAAAAUUGAAGUGAGCUGUUUAGAUACACAUUAAAAUGUUCAUUAAAUUGUUAAA
Molecule: messenger RNA, 5136 nt
Organism: Xiphophorus maculatus (southern platyfish)
Lineage: Eukaryota; Metazoa; Chordata; Actinopteri; Cyprinodontiformes; Poeciliidae
Product: NACHT, LRR and PYD domains-containing protein 3-like
Exons: 20
Coding region: 164-4192 (1342 amino acids)
Molecular function (GO): protein binding
Source: RefSeq, a predicted model, not a curated record